AUGGGCGAAGAUCUGUUCGACGACAUCAACACCGACUUUACUGAUUAUGCCUGCGCGGAGGAACCAGAUGACAACUGGAGGGAAGUCGACAAUGCAAUCGCCCUCGCCGACGAUCAGAGGAUCGGCCCCUUCACCAUCGUAGCUCUGGUUCUCAACCGGAUGAUUGGCACUGGUAUUUUUUUGACCCCCGCGCGAAUCCUUCGUGGCACCGGCAGUGUCGGUGCGGCUCUGCUUCUGUGGGCCUUUGGUGGUGUCUAUGGCGCCUCGGGCCUGGCUUGCUGGCUCCAGUUUGGCCUCUCCAUCCCCUACUACACGAUGCCGAUAUGGGGGAAGAAGAACGUUCCACGCAGUGGUGGGGAGAAGAAUUACCUAGAAUUCCUCUUCCCCAGACCGCGUUUUCUUGCCACCUGCAUGUACGGUGUCCCCUUCAUUGUUCUCGCCAACCUUUCUGGCAAUGCCAUAGCAUUUGGAAUCCAGGUUAUGCGAGCCGCUGGGUAUGAAAGCCCACCAAGAGGUGCGGUUGUUGGACUCGCGAUCGCGGUUCUCACGCUGUGCACUUCGUUGAAUAUCUUUUCGCGCCGUGGUGGGCUUGUGGUCAACAACUUCUUCGCGGUUGUCAAGGUUCUAACCCUGUUGACGAUCAUCGUCCUUGGAUUUGUAAAGGCAGGGGGAGGUCUCUCAAGUGCUGGAGAGGCAUCCGCGUCUGACAACUUUGAUCCUCAAAACGCCUUUGACACUAAUCGACGCGAUCUACCCAGCUAUGUCCAUUCGAUGUUUUAUGUUUCAUACUCGUACUCUGGCUUUGAGCAACCGUUUUAUGUUCUCAGCGAAGUCAAGAGUCCGAGAAAGACAUUUCCGAGAUACGCUCCAAUCGCUGUUGGGAUUGCCAUUGCCCUAUACAUGCUGGUCAACAUCGCCUUUCUCUGUGUCGUAUCCAAGGACGCCGUGCUGGGCAGCGACCGGGAUUUGGCAGAGAUGUUCUUCGAAGGCGUCUUUGGGAGGAAUCAACGCGCAAGAAGCGCCAUGGCUGCCAUGAUUGCCAUCUCGGCAUUUGGCAACCUUCUCGUCCAGACCUUUACCGCGGCGAGAGUGAAACAGGAAAUUGCAAAGGAGGGUAUUCUACCAUUUGCCAAAUUCUUUGCAACCGGGCGCAUCACACCGUGGGAGUAUCUCAAGCGCAGGUUAGCUGGUGAACCAAGCCCAGAGGCAAAGGAGAUUGACUCUCACCUCGAAAAGACACCAAUGGGGGCGCUGAGCCUGCAGUUCCUUAGCUCGAUAUUCCUGGUGGCCGUAACAUCCAUGCUGAACCCCAGGACGGCAUACAACUUCCUGGCGACCCUAUUCAGCUACGUUAUCAUGGGCCUCUCCGGCUUCAUCGUCUCGGGCGGGCUCCUCUUCCUCAAUGUCACAGGAAAAUACCAAUGGAAGGAAAUCUCCAACUACAGACCACUACUCGGCCUUUUCCCCUCACUGCUCUACUUUGUGGCGAACGGAUUCUUCCUCUUCUCGGCAUUUGCGCAGCCAGCGCGCGACUCCCCGUUUGGUCUAGACAAGGCCCAAAUACCCUGGUAUCUAGUCCCCACUAUCGGACUAUCUGCACCGCUGUGGGGGUUGAUCUGGUGGUUGGGGCUCAAGAUGAAAGAGACGCUUAGCCACCAGAAGCUGCACGUCGUGAGGAAACCGCUCAUCUGUCCGGUUGAUUCGCAGAAUCCUGAAGGGGAAUGGACCCAGCUUUCGGAACGGGUGAUCAAGAGCUGGAUUCCGGCAGUUGUCGGUGGGGUCGAGCUGGGGGUUCGAUGA
Molecule: messenger RNA, 1800 nt
Organism: Aspergillus calidoustus
Lineage: Eukaryota; Fungi; Ascomycota; Eurotiomycetes; Eurotiales; Aspergillaceae
Source: the annotation of a GenBank genome assembly